AUGUCUGACCGCGCAGCCGCCCCGACUCUCUCGAACCCACUGCCCGAAGCCGCGCAACCGCAGAACCAAGCACAGAACGCUUCCUCGACUUCCUCGGCAGCAUCAAAUGUAGCAGUGCAGCAGAGCGACAAUGUUGCUCACGCGCUUGCUGGAGCAGGAGGCGGGCUAUUGUCCAUGGCAUUGACAUACCCAUUGAUCACACUGUCCACAAGAGCACAGAUCGAGAGGAAGAAGGCGAAGACAGGUACACUGUCCGCCAUCAAGCGUAUCGUCGACCGCGAGGGUAUCGCAGGACUCUAUGCCGGCCUGGACAGUGCAUUGUUUGGGAUCACGAUUACGAACUUCGUGUACUACUACUGGUACGAAUUCUCUCGCGACUUCUUUCAACGCACAACCAAGAAGACCCGCCUCAGCGCCCUGGAAUCCAUGGCCGCUGGUGCCCUCGCGGGAAGUGCCACAGUCCUCCUCACGAACCCGAUCUGGGUCGUAAAUACCCGCAUGACGACACGCAAACAACAAGAAGAAGCGAACGAUCCUUCCCUUCCCACGGCCGAGAACAGUGACGCCGCGACACAGACCAAAGCGAACAGUCCAAGCACGAUCUCGACCUUCCUCAAGAUCAUCCGGGAGGAUGGAUUCACUCGUCUCUUUGCUGGUGUGCUGCCAGCCUUGGUGCUGGUGAUCAACCCAAUCUUACAGUAUACUAUCUUCGAGCAGCUGAAGCAGGUCUUGGAGAAACGACGAAAAGUCACUGCACGUGAUAGCUUCUUGCUAGGAGCUCUUGGCAAGUUGGCUGCUACAACCAUUACUUACCCGUAUAUCACUGUCAAGUCCCGUGCGCAUGUGGCGACAGGUGCAGGGAGUAAGGAGGGCAUGACUGCUAGCUUGAGGAGGAUUGUGCGCGAGGAGGGUGUCGGUGGCCUGUAUGGCGGUAUUGCUGCGAAGGCUACGCAAUCUGUGUUAACCGCGGCAUUCUUGUUCGCGUUCAAGGAUGUGCUAUACGACGCGACUAUCAAGGCUCGGCGAAGGGUUGCCCAGAAGGUCUGA
Molecule: messenger RNA, 1047 nt
Organism: Recurvomyces mirabilis
Lineage: Eukaryota; Fungi; Ascomycota; Dothideomycetes; Mycosphaerellales; Teratosphaeriaceae
Exons: 4
Coding region: 1-1047 (348 amino acids)
Biological process (GO): transport
Cellular component (GO): peroxisomal membrane
Molecular function (GO): ATP transmembrane transporter activity; NAD transmembrane transporter activity; FAD transmembrane transporter activity
Source: RefSeq, a predicted model, not a curated record